This is a messenger RNA of Adineta ricciae, 990 nucleotides long. The record is from the annotation of a GenBank genome assembly. NCBI's taxonomy places the organism in Eukaryota, Metazoa, Rotifera, Eurotatoria, Adinetida, Adinetidae.
AUGUCGACAACAACUUUAGUACCACGUAUUCCAUUGAAUCCAAAUAUAAUAACAAAUUAUUUUGGCUCGUUUCUUCUUAUAUUUGGUGUAAUUGGUGAAUCAUUAAACAUAUUUGUUUUUCUUAGUCUUCGAACAUUUCGAGAAAGUUCAUGUGCUUUUUAUUUAACAUUAUCAUCAGCCAUUAAAAUCAUUCAACUACUUACAGGUCUUUUGUCUCGUGUUGUAACAAGUAUAACAGCUGACGAUUGGACAGCAAUAUCUCCAUUCUUUUGUAAAUUUCGUUCAUAUUUACUUGAAUUUUGCCCAUUAAGUGAUUUGAGUUUGGCCUGUUUAGCAGUUAUUGAUCAAUUCUUUGCAACAUCAAAUCAUCGUCAAUGGCAACAAUGGUGCAAUAUAAAAAUAGCUACUCGGUUAUCUUUAAUAGUCAUUCUAUUUAGUCUUAUAAUUUCUAUUCCUCAGUCAAUAUUUUUUGAGACAAUAAAAUUAUCUGCGACGAACCGAAGUGCUUGUAUCGUAAAUAAUAAAAUUUUCGACUAUUAUAAUCAAAAUAUUAAUCUAACGACUUUAUUUGGACCACUUCCAGUUUUAAUUACAAUUGUUUUUGCUUUAUUAACCUAUCGCCAUGUUAAACAAAUAGCUUAUCGCACUAUUCCACUUGUUCGUCGUCGACUCGAUCAGCAGUUAACAACAAUGGUUCUGACACAAUCUGUUUUUAAUUCAAUAGUUAUUGCUCAAUACAUUAUUCUUGUUGUUCUUGUAACCAAUACAACUCUUCUUAGUAAUCCAUCUACCUCUAAUCAAACACAAUUUGCUCUAACCACUACAUCUUGUAUUUAUUAUCUUUAUACAGCAAGUUCAUUUUAUAUUUAUAUUUGUACAUCAGAAAGAUUUCGUCAUCAAUUACAUUACGUUCUGUUUGACAUUCAUUUAAAUCGAUGGCGAGCUCGACAAAUACAUCCUAUUAAUAAUAUUGUCGAAGUUAUACUAUAA